Messenger RNA from Bactrocera dorsalis (oriental fruit fly), 1202 nucleotides. Its product is annotated as ATPase H(+)-transporting accessory protein 2. The transcript has 4 exons. The record is from RefSeq and is a predicted model, not a curated record. Gene Ontology annotation, biological process: positive regulation of Wnt signaling pathway. Lineage: Eukaryota; Metazoa; Arthropoda; Insecta; Diptera; Tephritidae. Gene Ontology annotation, molecular function: signaling receptor activity. Gene Ontology annotation, cellular component: membrane; external side of plasma membrane. The coding region runs from base 78 to 989 and encodes 303 amino acids.
AAUUCGUUUGUUUUUAUUUGUCAUUUUGAUUGUAGCUCAAUGAAUUACAAUUUUUCUAGAUUUUCAAAAUAAAACUAAUGGGGAAUAUUUGGAUAAUAAUGGGCUUUCUCAUCAAACUAAUAAGUAUAGCUGUCGCUGAUGAUUUCAUUCCGAUGAGCUAUCCGGAGGGUUUGGCCUUCGACGAGACCACAGUCCCAAUACCAAUAAAGCAAGUGAAGCACAUAUUAAUGGCAAUUGUAGGAGAGUCCGCUUCAGCGGGCGCAGAAUUUUAUGCAGUGAGUAUCAAAAACGUUUUCAAAAUGCCGAAGUUAGCACUUGUGGUGACAGCGAAACUCAAUACCACGGCGGACUACUCAGUGCUGGGCACUAUAGUGAAAUACACCGUUGAGGGUCGUAUUCCAGGCACAACACUGAGAAAUAUAUUAAAUUUUGAAAAGUCUUCAACAAAUCUGGAAUUUUAUAAAACAUCCAAGAACAUGGAAUUUGAAUAUUUGAAGAAAAUGUUGACUGCAGACAGAGCGCCCGGAGUCGCAGAGAUGGUGCCCGAGCUGCAAAAUCUUUUAACCACAGACGUUAUUGAGAAGCUAGGAGUCGACAUAAAAGUGAAGAAUUUUGUAGGCUUACACUUCUGGAACAAAAAAACUGCGUUGGACUUUUCGAAGCUGAGUGAUGUGUUUGCAAAACUUAAAGAUUUGUGGAAGGAUAAUUUCUUUUGCAUUCUGACUUACGGCCCAGACUUGGAGGCAUUGGAAGCGGUUGGUCAGAAUGUUAGCACUAUAAUAACAGUCGAUCCAAUGGAUCAUAAACAUUACAACAUUCCACCACGCUAUGACGAAAAUUAUGCAAUUAUAUUCAAUAUUAUUCUUUGGUUCAUGGUUGCUUUCAGUUUAUCUAUAUAUGCUAUUAUUUUGGCUUUGAUGAAUAUGGAUCCCGGAAGGAACUCGAUAAUCUAUCGAAUGACCGCAACGCGUUCAAAGAAAGACAUAUAAGUAUAGCAACAAUGAGAAUUUUGUUCAGUUAAAAAACCUUUUUUUUACAUACUGUGUAACAUUUUUGCUUCAAAUAUACGAAAAACUAUAAUAAGGUAGCACUAGUUUCCUCUUAGGUACCUUGCUCUCCAUAUUAGGGUAACUUAUUUUGGCUUAAACCGCCAAAAUCCUUGCUAAGAAAAAUGCAUAAAUUAAAACUUAAGAAAAAACUGC